AUGGGCUUGUAUGCAGAGAGGCAAUCGUCGCUCAUCAACCCCACUGCGUUACCUACUAUCCAAGCCGGAUCAGAGCGCGCAUGCGCGUUGACCAUACAGUCUGUCAAUCUACUUCAACACUACCUUUCAGAAACUAUCGCAUUGUUUUCCAUGUCACCACUGACAAGCAAUCCUUUUGCUACGAUACUAUUACCGCUGGCUUAUCUAGACGACUUGCUCAUGCACGGUCUCCUAGCCUUUAGUGGAGCUCAUCUAUCGUUCAAAGAGCCGAAUAACAUCGAAAUUGCUCGUGCUACAACUAUGCAUUAUGGAAGGCUUCUCAAGGGUCUGCGUCUGGAGAUUGCUGCCCUCGAAGAAGAUGAUCUUGCAAAGAAAGAGAGGAUACUACGAAUCCUGAUGAUAGCAUGUCACUAUGAGGUUUUGUCGGGCGAUACACGAGGAGCUAUGUUCCGCCACUUGCAUGCUAGUCGAUCUCUCAUCGAACACCUUCUUGCCCCUGAAAGCAGGUAUCAAAACGGAAGUCCUUGCAUGAACGGAGCUCUUGGUUUUACCGUUGAGCUCUACACUUUCCUUUCGCUCACUAAUAGUGUCACUCCUUAUGGCGCUGUGAAAGAUCGUAAACUACCAGGGGACGAUCCCAUCAUCUCAGUAGCAGCUGCGGGACUGUUAUCUACUUCUGGAUCAUUCCUAGCCGGCCGUGAUGGGAUAUACAGUCUUGUUACCGAAGUAAGCCUACUCGCAUCACGGCGGCUAGACGAACAGCUCUCUGGCAUCGCAUAUCCAUCUAUCAUGAUCAAGAAGAUACAUGAUGAUUUACUCAAUCGAAUCACGGCUUGGAAAAUGCCAUCUUCUUACACUGAGUCGGACAAGGAGAUGUUAGAGCACACCCAUCUAGCUGGUGAGGCGUUCCGGGAAGGACUAUACAUCUACCUCGCGACUGCCGUAGCAGGUACAACAGUCGUGGAACCUGCUGUUAUACUUGCGAUACAGAACCACAUCGACACGCUGUUUGGAUAUGGUCCUCAGCUACUGUGUUCACCAUGCAUCGCGGCUAUUCUAUGGCCCUUUAUCAUCGCUGGUACUUGUAUAGUCAAGCAGGACCAGCAAGAAACGUUCAUCGAUGUCAUUCGAUCCAAAAGGUUCAGCAUGAGGCAUUUGUUUGUUCUUAGCGAUAUGAUGCGACUACUCUGGGCUGAUGCAGAUCCGCGCAUGUACGGGCCGUAUGGACUACAUCUAGUCAUGGAAAAGCACAAGCUUAAUCCAGGAUUCGCUUGA
Alternaria atra is the source of this 1275-nucleotide messenger RNA. RefSeq lists its product as uncharacterized. Gene Ontology annotation, molecular function: DNA-binding transcription factor activity; transcription cis-regulatory region binding. The transcript is spliced from 2 exons. NCBI's taxonomy places the organism in Eukaryota, Fungi, Ascomycota, Dothideomycetes, Pleosporales, Pleosporaceae. Gene Ontology annotation, cellular component: nucleus. Bases 1 to 1275 code for a protein of 424 amino acids. Gene Ontology annotation, biological process: positive regulation of transcription by RNA polymerase II. The record is from RefSeq and is a predicted model, not a curated record.